Molecule: messenger RNA, 1026 nt
Organism: Kogia breviceps (pygmy sperm whale)
Lineage: Eukaryota; Metazoa; Chordata; Mammalia; Artiodactyla; Physeteridae
Gene: TMEM52
Product: transmembrane protein 52
Source: RefSeq, a predicted model, not a curated record
GUGGGCUCGCGCUUCCCGUCGGCGCUGAGCAUGUUCGCUGGCCCCCGAGGUGACCGCGGGCUCCUGCUGCUGCCGCCGCUCCUACCGCUGCCGCAGGUGGCGCUGGGCUUCGCGGAAGGCAGCUGCGACCCCUCGGAUCAGUGCCCGCCCCAGGCCCGCUGGAACAGCCUGUGGCACGUGGGGCUUAUCCUGCUUGCUGUUCUCCUGCUGCUGCUGUGUGGGGUCACGGCCAGCUGCGUCCGGUUCUGCUGUCUCCGGAAGCGGGCGCACGCCCAGCCACACCUGCCGUCAGCACCUGAGCCUUGCGACCUGACAGCCAUCCCCGCGGACAGCGACAGCCCCAUGCACAGCACUGUGUCAUCCUACAGCUCUGUGCAGUACCCGCCGGGCAUGCGGCUGCCCCUGCCCUUUGGGGAGCUGGACCUCGACCCCGUGAGCCCUCCCGCCUACAGCCUGUAUGCCCCUGAGCUGCCGCCCUCCUACGAUGAGGCCGUCAAGGUGGCUAAAACCAGACAGGAAGAGCCACCUCCCUCCCAGUAGCCCAGCCCCCUCCCUGAGGCCUCAGGCCUAGAGAUCCCUCCAGGGCCCCAGGAGUGGGCCCGCAAUGCCAAACACCCCUGGCUGUAGCCCUGAUGCCCGCCGGAGGGGGCAGGAAAGCUCUCCCGAGCCUCCCGAUGCCACCAGCCACUCUGUGCUCAUGGGGGACUGUGCAAGGGCACCCCAGCCCACCCUCACCAUCCUUCCCCACCCCGGGAAGGCCAGCCGUCCGGCACAUUGCUGCAGCCCUGGCCUCGUUGCUAUGUAACACUGGGCAUCUGAGCCAGCCGGCCCUGUGUUGGCCACACACACACACACACACACACACACCACACACUGCUACCUUCAGCCCUGGCCCCUGGGGGCCCAGGCCCAGCAGGCCCUCAGCCCAGAUGAGGACCCACAGACCUAAGCCUCAGGGCUCAGGGCCUGCUGUGAUGUCUACAGCUUUUUGGAGAGAGAAUAAAGUUUCUAUCUAAGUGAUCUCCA